This is a messenger RNA of Exophiala spinifera, 2079 nucleotides long. RefSeq lists its product as uncharacterized. Gene Ontology annotation, cellular component: plasma membrane. Gene Ontology annotation, molecular function: putrescine transmembrane transporter activity; spermidine transmembrane transporter activity; urea transmembrane transporter activity. The coding region runs from base 1 to 2079 and encodes 692 amino acids. The transcript has 5 exons. The record is from RefSeq and is a predicted model, not a curated record. Gene Ontology annotation, biological process: urea transmembrane transport; spermidine transport; putrescine transport. Lineage: Eukaryota; Fungi; Ascomycota; Eurotiomycetes; Chaetothyriales; Herpotrichiellaceae.
AUGUCAGACACAGCGGGGGCCGCUGCGUACGUCCCUCUCUCACAAGGCUUCGGCUAUGGCAUUAUCCUCGGUCUGGGAUUCGCCUUCGCCUUGGGCAUGAUCGGGACAACAUGGGCCCUCAAGCGAUAUCACGGAGAGGUCCAAACUUCGGAAGCUUUCUCCACCGCCGGUAGAACGGUCAAGUCUGGUCUCGUUGCCGCUGCUGUCGUCUCCAGUUGGACUUGGGCCGCUACUUUGCUUCAGUCGUCCGGCGUUGCCUAUUCUUAUGGCGUCUCUGGGCCGUUCUGGUAUGCGUCAGGAGCUACGGUGCAGAUUCUGCUUUUUGCUACAUUGGCCAUCGAACUCAAGCGCCGCGCUCCAAAUGCUCACACUUUCCUCGAAGUCAUCAAGGCGAGAUAUGGAGUUGUCACUCACAUUGUCUUCCUGAUCUUUGGCUUGAUGACAAACAUCCUGGUUACGGCCAUGCUGUUGACCGGUGGCAGCGCAGUAGCCAGCUCUCUCUGUGGUGUUCCUACAGCGGCAGCCUGUUUCCUGCUUCCAGUUGGUGUGGUACUUUACACGAUGUUUGGAGGCAUCAAGGCGACGUUCCUGACGGACUAUGUGCACACGGUCAUCAUUCUCAUCAUCAUAUUCGUCUUUGCAUUCUCAGCGUAUGCUACAAAUGAAAAUGCAGGCUCUCCUGGCAAAGUCUGGGAGCUCCUCGUCGACGCGGCCAAACGACACCCAGUCCAUGGCAACCACGAAGGCAGCUAUUUGACCAUGCAAUCUCGAGAGGGAGCUAUCUUUUUCGUCAUCAAUAUCGUGGGCAACUUUGGGACCGUGUUCCUGGACAACGGCUAUUAUAACAAGGCAAUCGCAGCUUCCCCGGUCGACGCCUUGCCAGGAUAUGUCAUGGGAGGGUUGUCGUGGUUCGCCAUCCCAUGGCUCUGCGCCACGACAAUGGGCCUAGCGGCACUCGCUCUGGAGAGCAACCCGGUCUUCCCAACCUUCCCGAACCGCAUGACGCACGAGGAGGUCUCCGCGGGACUUGUGCUGCCGUAUGCGGCGGUUGCGCUCCUCGGGAAAGGGGGCGCGAGUGCAACACUCCUCCUCAUCUUCAUGGCCGUCACGUCGGCUUCGUCGGCAGAACUCAUUGCCGUCUCGUCGAUCUGGACGUACGACAUCUACCAGACGUACAUCAACCCCAAGGCCAGCGGCAAAUUCCUCAUCCGCAUGUCGCACGUGUCUUGCAUCGUGUACGCGAUCAUCCUGGCCGGGUUCUCGACGGGCCUGUUCUACGCCGGCGUGUCAAUGGGAUACCUGUAUCUGUUGAUGGGGUGCAUCAUUUCCAGCGCCGUCAUCCCCGCGACGCUCACGCUGAUGUGGAAGGGCCAGAACUGGCAGGCGGCGGCGGGCGCGCCGGUGCUCGGCUUCGCGUGUGCGCUCGUGGCCUGGCUCGUCACGGCCAAGAAGGAGUGCGGCGUGCUCAACGUCGACUGCACGGGGAGCAACAACCCCAUGCUCGCGGGGAACGUCACCGCCCUGCUCAGCCCGCUCAUCUUCGUCCCGCUGUUGACCUUUGCCUUUGGCCAGCAGAACUACGACUGGCAAAGCAUGAAGAACAUUCGCAAGGGCGACGACACCGAGAUCAUCCGCCGUGCGAGCGUCAGCGUCGAAAGCGACGUCGUCCCGACCGUCGAGUCCCCCAGGACUGAGACCGCCGAGGAAGAGGCCGCCGAACAGAAGAAGCUCAAGAAGGCUGCCGUCAUCGCGAGAAGUCUGACUGCCUUUAUGACCAUCGCUCUGUUGGUGUUGUGGCCCAUGCCGAUGUACGGGAGUGGAUACAUCUUCAGCAAGAAGUUCUUUACCGGUUGGGUCGUCGUUGGAAUUCUCUGGCUGUUCUGCAGCACGUUUGCCGUGGGCCUGUUCCCGCUGUGGCAGGGCCGAAAGACCAUGGCGCAUACGGUCAAGUCGAUCAUUCUGGACAUCUCCGGCAAGAAACACCCAGCUAGUAUUCACGGUCGCGUCAACGCCCUCGGGGACGAGGAGACUAGUGGAGUCGCCACGCCCGAAGAGAAGACCGCCGUCAAGACCGAAUAG